UGUAUUGAAAGUAAUCAUAAUGGAAUGCAAACUGAUUGACCGAGAAGGAACUUUUUCGGGACACUUGCCUUUGUCAAAUAAGACACUACCUUGUAGGAACUAUGUUACUCUGGCAAUAAUUGGCUGUCAAAGCUCAGGCAAAAGCACUUUGUUCAACGAAUUGUUUGAAACCAAGUUUCCUGUUCUAGACGCAAAGAAGAAUGGCAGACAACGUACCACUUUGGGUAUUUGGUCAACUACUAAGAAUGUGGACCAGCUGCAGAACAAGGAAUCCAGUUCUGAACGUGGAUGUAGUCGACAACUGGUACUGUUGGACGUUGAAGGAACAGAUAGUAGGGAACGACAGGAACCAACGAAAACUUUCGACCUUUGUACUACACUUUUUUGUUUAACUGUUGCGGACGUUAUUUUGGUAAAUCUAUGGUUUAGAGAUGUGGGAAGACAUCAGGCCUCUAAUGCUGAUCUCUAUGCUUCGGUAUUCUCCACAACACUAAAAUGGAAGGAAAUAGAAGGAUUGGACGUUAUGAGAAAGAAGCAUUUGAAGACGAGGUUAUUGAUUGUUAUUAGAGACUUUGAAGAAGUAGAAGCUUCAGAAGAUCAGGUGAAGUGGUUCAUUUCGCAAGACUUUAGAAAUAUUUGGAAAACCGUUGAGAAGCCCAAGUCUUUGGAAGACACUGUCAUGGAAGAUAUUUUCAUUUUAAGCUUUCAUUUUUUGCCUAAUGUAAAGUACAGGAAAGAUGAGUUCGUAAGCUCUGUUUCUAAGUUAAGGGAAAGAAUAUUACAUGACGAUGAUUCUUGGAGUUCAUCCAUAACUGAUUCCCUAUGGAAGAAAGAGAUUCCUUUGCAAAUUUUAGAAAUGUUUCUGAAAGAAUCUUGGGAUCUCAUCAAACAACGCCAAGGUCUGAAUAAUGAUUUGAAUAAUAUUUCCUAUUUUGAUUUGAACACACAUAAGAAGUGUUCUUUUUAUCUUGAGCAGUCAUGGAACGAAUACAAGUUAAUGUUGAUUGAGUUUCAAAGGACAGUUGAAAGGAACUAUAGUAAGCCUAUCGAAGAAUUUUCGAAGGUGGCCAAUUCAUUGUAUAAUGAAUGUCUGGCAUGUUAUGAUCGCAUGGCAGCAUCAUUCCGAAAUACAUCUUCUUAUCAACUAAAGCGAAAAUUGUUAGGUGUUAAACUGACGAGUGAGUUGCUUGAAGUCCGAAAAUUUCAAAUUUGGGCAUAUCGAGAUCAGAUACUUCAUUCUUUUGAAAUAGAGUUCGCUCCUAUGAUAGGCGCUGUUGGUAAUUUCAAGAAGAAUGCAGGAAAUCUUGUGAAGCGAAAAGUGAAAGAUUUUCAAAAAUGUCUAGAGAAGUGCAGAGUUCCUGGAAUGUUAAAGGAAGAAGAACUAAAUGAUUUACAGGAUCUCGAACGCACACUCCGUGACCAAGUACAGGAUCGUAGUCGAGAAGGAGAGCUUAUGUUUCCAAUGGGUCUCUCUUCUGGAAAUACAAGUUAUUCUAGAAGAUCCACACCUUGGUGGAAGGAAUUACUUAUCAAGGCUUUUAUUCUGUAUCUCCAAUAUCUUCAGUCAAAAGCAAACAAAAGGACGCAACGAAAGAAGAUGCAAAAUCAAGAGAGAAUACUUCCAAAAGGUCCAACUUUUUGAGUUGAAAGUUAUUUCUUCACAGGAAAGGUUCUUUGGGUG
Molecule: messenger RNA, 1681 nt
Organism: Galdieria sulphuraria
Lineage: Eukaryota; Rhodophyta; Bangiophyceae; Galdieriales; Galdieriaceae
Product: GTP-binding protein
Exons: 2
Coding region: 20-1642 (540 amino acids)
Biological process (GO): endoplasmic reticulum membrane fusion
Cellular component (GO): endoplasmic reticulum
Molecular function (GO): GTP binding; GTPase activity
Source: RefSeq, a predicted model, not a curated record